Cynara cardunculus var. scolymus (artichoke) is the source of this 1360-nucleotide messenger RNA. RefSeq names its product probable diphthine methyl ester synthase. Gene Ontology annotation, molecular function: diphthine synthase activity. The coding region runs from base 237 to 1094 and encodes 285 amino acids. NCBI's taxonomy places the organism in Eukaryota, Viridiplantae, Streptophyta, Magnoliopsida, Asterales, Asteraceae. The transcript has 7 exons. The record is from RefSeq and is a predicted model, not a curated record. Gene Ontology annotation, biological process: protein histidyl modification to diphthamide.
AGUCCAGAGGGUUUGCUUCGCUCCAGGCUCCACCGCUCCAGGCUCCACCUCGUCCUCCCUAAACCCUAGUUCCCUUCGAGGCUUCGCUUUGACCUUUCGUCCUUCCCUCCCGGCUCUCGCUCCUGACCGAUUGUUACCAAAAGUAUCACAUCUGCCCUCAUUUACACUGCUGCUGAUUUAACAUCUCAGCUCCAAUUUCUCAUCAAAGAAGACAGGCGAACGUCAAAUUGAAGAAGAUGUUAUACAUAAUCGGAUUGGGAUUAGGAGAUGAAAGAGACAUUACAUUGAGAGGAUUAGAAGCUGUCAAGAAAUCCCAAAAGCUCUACAUUGAAUCCUACACUUCUCUCCUUUCAUUUGGUAUCUCCAAAGAUGGCAUCUCCACCUUGGAAAAAUUGUACGGGAAGCCACUUAUAAUUGCAGAUAGGGAAAUGGUGGAGGAAAAGGCCGAUGAUAUGUUGUUGGAGGCCUGUGAAUUUGAUGUUGCUUUUCUUGUCGUUGGAGAUCCUUUUGGAGCAACGACACAUAGUGACCUAGUGGUACGGGCGAAGAAAUUGGAGGUGGAAGUUAAGGUUAUAUAUAAUGCAUCGGUAAUGAAUGCGGUUGGAGUAUGUGGUUUACAACUCUACCGUUAUGGAGAGACCGUUUCAUUACCAUUCUUCACGGAAACAUGGAGGCCCGAUAGUUUCUAUGAGAAGAUUCAAAGAAAUCGAGGACUUGGACUACACACCCUGUGCUUGUUAGGCGAUUUGUGCGGUGAAACUCACUCUUUUGGCAUUGCAGAUAUACGUGUUAAAGAACCUUCAUUGGAAUCAUUAUGCAGAGGAAAAAAGCAGUACGAGCCGCCUACUUUUAUGACGAUUGGUGUUGCCAUUGAUCAGCUCCUGGAGGUUGAACAACUACGUGGAGAAUCUGCUUAUAAUGAAGACACGCUUUGUGUUGGAUUUGCACGGCUAGGAAGCGAGAACCAAAUGGUGGUGGCGGGUUCAAUGAAGCAGUUACGGGCGGUUGACUUCGGUCCACCUCUUCAUUGCCUCACGAUCGUAGGCAAAACUCAUCCCGUGGAAGAGGAAAUGCUCGACUUCUAUAGAAGUUGAAAUGAAAGUCGUCGAUACAAUACUUGAAUUUUGUAGCAAAAUGCAGUAAUAUUUAGUUAUGUACACGUAUAUGUACUUGUUUAGAAACAUUUGUUCCGCUUGCUUUUUGGGAUAGAUGAUAGGUCUGCUUGUAUUUUUUACUUUACAGUCGCUACCCUCAUCUGGGCGGGAUGUAUUAGGCUCGUUUUUCGGUUCCGUUUUAUGUACUUUGUUAUGCUGCACAUAUCAUUUUUGUUUCUUGGAAUGUUACUUUUGAUGUUUUUGAU